AUGAUUCACAUUGACAAACCCUUUGCUCGCGAGAGCGGCCCAUGGCCGUUUCCCAAUGCCAUCACAAAAGUAAUUUGUCAACACGCCGGACGAGAAGCGAGCGCCGCGCUGUUUGCUGCCCUUGGUCCUUGGGCGAACGGUGGUCCUGCUGCACGCAAAGCGACAUACCGCGAACCAUUCACGUACUGGGACUGGCACGGCGUACGCCCAGACGAACGAUUUUCAAGAACCCGAGGCUUGAAAGGGCAGCUCCUAUGGGAGAGGCAGCGAGGAUAUCCGCAGAAAGGUCGUGCUGGCGAAUUCGGAUAUCCUUCUCCCCGAGCACGCUGGCAGGCGUUUAGCGCGUUGAUUGCAACACACCCCGAACGAAGAUUCUGGGUCAAACAUCUCGCCGUGGCUCAUUGGAUGCAUCAAGAGGAUUUGGAAUGGAUUGCAGUCCAAUUCCCGAUGCUGGAAAGUCUUGACUUGAGCGAUACCCUAGCCAUACCCGUCCGUGCAGGGACUACUCCAGCCGCCACUCCAACUGUAUCAAAAGCCUCCGGUUUACCGUCUCCCCAAAUGGCAGACUUACUAGCCAAAAUCAAAUGGCUAGGCAUCCCAGCUGUGCGAUCGCCGGGAUCGGAAUACAUGCAGCUACUUCCCCUGAAGCAGUACUUGUCCUUGUGUACUGGGCUUCAGAGCCUGUGUAUUCGAGAUACGCGCGAUGGGGAUAUGAGGGCUUGUGGAUUUGAAUCUGCGCAGGCUGUGGCGGAUUGGGUUGGAGGAGUGGUUGCGGAUGUUCCUGUGAGGACUGUGGAUGUCGAGUUGAGGGUUUGUUGUGUGGAUGUUGAGUCUCUUGUCGCUGCACUCGCGCGAGGAAAGCCAAGAGUCACUCGCGUUGGUGUAGAUUUUGGGGCUUGGGUUCGGGGUUGUGGUUUGAUUGUGGAUCAAGAAGAUCAAGUGUUCCCCACAGGAUCAAAACGGUGGCUCCCUGAUUCUUCGGCCCCAGUCGAAGGACGACCCGACCAAGAUUACCAAACCGAUAGGCCGGUUUUUGCAAGAAAUAUUCGUCAGGAUCAACAUGUGCAAGCGCUCGGUGGUGGUGGAGCUCAAUCAUCGCAGACUCAGUUGGCCGGUUUGAGGGAUGCCAGCAACAACACCACGACCGCAAAACAGAGUCAUGACCGCUCAAACUGUACGUCGCUAUACGAGAAUCUGUUCAGAUUGUAUAAAGCGGGCACCGAUAUUCGACACCGAAAAAUUCUGUUCUUCUCUUUAACUCCCGAGUGGCAGACGAAUAGUACAGACCCCAUUCACCCUUUGGCUAUGAUACAACCCGAAUCAGAUGGCAGGAGCGUCUCAACCGGACAGCUCACCAGUUUAUACAGCUGGCUGAACACGACUUUCGGUUGGCGACCAGUGUUUGACUGGGACUACUUCAUGGGGCUUGACAUGCCCAAUGAACAUGAUACACUCAUCAAGCAAAUCGCACUGCAGUUUCAGUAUAUGCGGAAUGCGUCCAUUCCAAUCCAAAUACUGAUUGGCCGUCGUCCUUUAGACUUGUCAAGUCUGUAUUGGGGCCAUGAUGAGUCUACAUGGACCCAAACACUUGCUAGGCCGUUCAACAACAGCCUCGACCACAUCGCACCGCUUAUGGACACUUUGAUCAUUCACUACGAUCUUCGUAAUCCACUCAAUCAUAACCUUCUGCAGGAAAUCGACAGGCUGGAACCACAUGUCGAACCCGCAGCAUUCUGCCCUCGCAGUCUCUGUCCCUGGCCGCAAAACCACUGCCCCUUUGAAAAGCAGUGGGCCGACAGGCCCACGGCCCCUUGCCCUCAACCAAAAAGCUUUAGAACCAUUCAUCCCGGACCCGACUUCCCCCGUUCCCCAAAGAUCCCAUCUCCCCUUGCUAACAACAACACCCCAUACCUCCCCACCGGCGAAGACGCAAACCUCGACACCACAGACGACUACGACGCCGCCGACCCCCACGCCAGACCUACAUUACACAAACUCGCACGACAUGCAGCCUACCUGCGUGAAGCCACAGGCUGGCAACGCUUCUGGACCGCGUACGCACCCGUACUGACAAAUCUGUCUGCGCUGCACGUGCGCAUGCCUCGCGCAUUUGACAAGGUGGGGAACUGGCAGCUGGGGCAGUUGCUGGAUUGCAGGCGUGGCUGGAAGAUGUGUUGUUUUGCAGAGGAGCGACAGCGUAUGCAGAUGCGUGAGGAUUUGGCGUUGGAUAUUGGAGGUGGGAAUGCUGGGGUUGCGGGUUUGCUGGAGGGCAAGGUUUGGCCUGGUGGUCGGUUUGUUCGUCGGAUUUGGAUUCGAAGACGCGCGCCUCCGUGUUUUACACUACCUGCUUCAGAGCAUGCGAGCUCAGCUAUACCAGCUCCAGCGACUGGAUUCACCAUCUUCUCCCCAUCCCACCAAGCAAACCUGACCCACCAAGCCCUCCAACACGCCAUCCACACCGCCCAAUCCGCAGCAAGAGCACAGAAGUCCCGUCAGAAGGAGCUUGAAUCGCGCGUAAGCAGGGUUGGAGAUGGGCGGCGGAGUCGUGGUGGGGGAAUGUGGGUUGGCGGUGAGGGUCUGGGUUUGGAUGGUAUGGCUGGGGUUGGGGGAGGAAGUACAAGGGCAAGUACGACGGUGAGUAUGAUGGCGACUACGACGAUACCUACCCCUUCAACUCCAACUCUAUCUGUCCCUACAACUACACCUGCUCCUACAACUCUACCUGCUCCUACAACUCUACCUGCUCCUACAACUCCACCUGCUCCUACAACUCCACCUGCUCCUACAACCCCACCUACUCCUACAACCCCACCUCCCCCUCCCCCUCCAAUCCAACCCACACCCCCAACCCCACCCACCACCACCAAACCAAACCCCCCCGCACCACGCCCAGACUCACCCCCCACACGCUCGCGCCGCUCAAUGAGAAGCAUGACGCCAAUUUCCUACCAAGAAGUCGAAAGUGAAGUCGAUGAGAAAACGGAAAAGAAAUGGGCAAAGAAAAAGGGGGAAAAGGACGGGGAGCGUGGAGAAAAGGAGGAUAGCGGGCGAGAGGAAAAGAUGAGGGGGAAGAGCAAAGCAAAGAGGUUGAACAAGAGAACGUUGGGAAAUGGACAUGGAGAGGAGGAUGCAGAGUGGAUUCCGAAAAGGGUCAAGGCUGGGACGGGGAGGAAGGCUGGGACGGGGAGGAAGGCUGGGAAAAGGGGAAAACGGGGAGGGGGGGAAAAUGGGAUAUGA
Messenger RNA from Plenodomus lingam JN3, 3237 nucleotides. NCBI's taxonomy places the organism in Eukaryota, Fungi, Ascomycota, Dothideomycetes, Pleosporales, Leptosphaeriaceae. The record is from RefSeq and is a predicted model, not a curated record.